GCCAGGAACUACGUAGCGCGUAGCACGUCUUUCUCGUAGACGCUCGCUUCUGGUUUAAAAACCAAGUGAAUUUAAAUUUUGAAGUUAUUUUUACGGUGGUCGAUUGAUAAUAGACAUCAGUGUCUACUUAAUACUUUAAAGAAAAUUAUCUGUUCUCGUUCAGUGUUAAUUGGACUACUCCGUCACACCGCUAAUAGAUAAAUAUUAAAAUUUUCUCUAUCUGUUUGCAUAUAGUGUGUUUUUAUUUUGCUUUUCAGACUUAGUAGUUUCUUUGUAGUUCAACACAAAGCCUGUUCAAAAACCUGAGCAAAUGUUUUAAUGUUAAUAAAUUAUGCACUUCGUGUUCAUUUUUUAUAGAAAGCCAAGAGUUCCCACGUUAGUUCAAUUACUGGUUUAAUUUUAUAUAACAAUUACAGUUAUAAAAUCGUAGUAACUAAAACUAAAAGAUGUAUUCAGCUAAUUUGAGAACAUGGCUAACAAUGAACUAAACGCCAUUUCAACUGGUCGUUAGUAGUAUUGGUGAUGCCAGCAAAGAUGAUGAAUGCUAGAGGCGGUGCAAACGGGGCGGGUGAGGUGAGUGUGGCCGACAGUCCCCUGGCCACCUUUGAGUCACUCACGCAGGCUGCCGUUAUAGCAGUGAUGGGAGUUGCCAUUGUUGUGUCCAAUCUGCUAAUAAUCGCUGCAUUCUUGAACUUCAAAGGUACGUCUUAUGGUCUCUCAAACGAAGUGAUAAACUACUAUCUACUAUCAUUGGCUGUUGCGGAUUUACUAUGCGGCUUGCUUGUGGUACCACUAUCAGUAUACCCUGCGAUAACAGGCCGCUGGAUGUUCGGGGAUCUCAUGUGUAGACUUGCCGGUUACGUAGAAGUCACCUUGUGGUCCGUCUCAGUCUAUACUUUCAUGUGGAUCUCCGUCGAUAGAUAUCUUGCCGUCAGAAAACCUCUCCGAUAUGAGACGGUUAGUGCAACGGUGCAAACACGUACUCGCAGUCAAUGCUGGAUGGUAUUCACUUGGAUCUCGGCAGCCAUGCUGUGUUGUCCGCCUUUACUUGGCUAUAAAAAAGAUGCGAACUUCGACAAGGAAACUUUCAUAUGCAUGCUUGAUUGGGGCACUACAUACGCCUACACUGCCACUCUAGGUAUCCUUGUGCUGGGACCUAGCGUUAUUUCAAUUGUUUACAACUACUUUUACAUUUUUUCGAUGAAACGGAAACUGCAUAGCGGAGUGCCUAUUCAUGAUAAGGAAUACGCGACUGCUUUGGCUGAGAACCUCGCUAACCCUAGCCACUGGAUGAGUUUCGUUUUGGUGUCCGUGUUCUGGUUGAGUUGGGCUCCGUAUGCCGGUGUGAGAAUGUACGAAUACGUCACCAAUCAAGAAAUCAAAAUUCCAAUGUUACAUUUCGGCAUGGUUUGGCUUGGUAUUAUGAAUUCGUUUUGGAAAAUUAUAAUUUUGAUUUCACUCAGCCCCCAGUUCCGGCUUGCGCUUCGAAUUUUGUGUUUGACUGCAUGCUGCCGCACCAAAGGACGCCUGCAAGCCGAACUCAUCGGUAUGGAUAAUGAUGACUGAAACGAAGUUGCCAUUCGUGCCCGACAGACCUACCUACAGACUCGUAUACAGUACGAGCAAAUGAAAGGGACUGUCAUAUAGCACAAGCUGAGUGGAUGUAAUGCAUCCACUACUGUCUAAUGCUGCGAACGAAUAUCCGUGGCUUGUUCAUCACAUUUCUCUCAGUGUAGACUUGAUUUUACUAAAACAUCAUUUUUAUUAUUAGACAUCAUUCUAAAUUAUUUUUAGGUAAAGCUUCAAGUUGUGAUAUUUUUUCUCGUAGUUGGAACUAUGUUUGUAAUGUGACAUUGCAAGAUGACAUGGAAAGCAUUUUGGAGAAUCAGACGAAUUUACUGACUUUUAAUGUGAACUUUUAGUAUGUUGUCGAUAUGAAUCAAAAAAGGACCCGACUAGAAGAAAGUGAUUGGUUAUGUUUUUCUGACAAUAAUGUGCCUAAGUUCCAAUUUAAACAUUAUUUCCUGCAAUACUACGUUCAUAUCAUUUUUAGCUAAUCAAUAGUGUGAUUUAUUAAGUAGUUUAUUAUAUUUAUUUUGUGAAUAGUUAUUAUAUAUAGAUGUGCACUAUGAAUGCAAUGUUAAAUAUUAUCAUUACUGUAUAGAGUGAACUAGAAGAAAUUGUGUUUCAAAGUUGUUUUGUGUGGUUAAAAGGACAAAAUGAGUGGAGAAAAAAUACAGUCUGCGUCGAGAUGGACAAUUUAAUUUGAAUAAUGUGCAGUGUGAACCGGCUUAGCUAUGGCCUUUUAUUCAGGCGAAACAUUCAAACACAUUUUGUUAAAAGUGACUAGUGUUCGUUAUAUUUGCUGACCGUCCCGAGAACUAAUUGCGAUACAACGAAACGAUCGACGCUCAAUGAAUUGAACAGUUUUUUUGUUGGUCUCGUGGGAGUUUAUAUAUGCAAACGUACGGAAAUAAAUAAGAAAUGUCGGAAAAUGUAAUCGAAUAAAUAGUGUUCUCGUUCAUUGUUAGAGUAUAACAUAGUAUAAUAUAAUGCACUUCUUAAUUAACAAAUUAAUAUCAUUGCAUUUUAUAUCUUAGAAGACAGUAAAAUACUUUGUUCUCACUAAUAAAAAUUAAAUGAGUGUUGUACAAUGUUUUAAUUGCAUUCUGUUGGAAUUUUGUAGUUUAUUAACGCACAUGUUUAUCGUAGUAACACAACGUAAUCAUACAGGUAUUUUAUUGUUUAAGUAGUGCAUUUAUUCACAAAUACAGAUGGCUGUGCUUAGACAUUAUCUCAUGUAACAGAUUUUAUUAGUGUUUAGAUUUGAAUGUUUCCGAUAGUUUUAUUGUUCGGCGAAUGCUAUUGUAGUUAGUUGUAUAUUACAUAAACUAGCAAAAUUACAUAUAAAAAUAACUGUUUUUCUCAUAAUUGUGGUUAUCGAUAAAAUUUUGUAUUUCAUAUAAAAAAUUAAAUAUUUCCGCAAGAUUAAUAAUGAAAUAGCGGGUAGAAAAUAUUUUUUGUAGCUGAACUGGACAUGAAUAUUAUAACUAUAUCAAAUAGACAAACAUGUCCAUCGAUGUACCUAGCUGUAGGUAAGUUUUAUGGUAGUAAAAAAACGAUAAAGCAAUUGUAAUGUGUUUUGAGUUGAAUUUUGGCAAUAUACGAUGAGAGGUUGCUGGAGAAAUUUUAGAUAAUGAUGCGGUAUUUUUUAGUUUUCAAUAAAUUUCCAAUUCGUUUAUAUAUACCAGAACCAAAAGACACUAGGCACUAACUAAAGUAGGCCAUGUUUUGCUUCAUCGGGUCAUUGCUAAUCUGAUUAAGCAAUUGAAAAGGAAAUUCAAUAGGGUCCAGUGGCCAUCAUGUCAAUAUGAAACGAAAUAUUUAGUUCAAAUACGGAAAUAAUACAUAAAUAUGUUAUAUGGAAUUUGUGAUGCGUUUUGUAACUUAAAAUUGGCAAUUGGUUUUAAAUUCGAACAAAAUUUUUAAUUUUGAAUUGAAUUAUUUUAAUACUAUUUCAAAAUAUUAUGAUUUACGUUUUGCAUAAACGUUAAGAUUUUCGACUAUGUAUUGAAUAUGAGAACUAUUCGACUUGUCAUUUCUGGUGUUCAUUUUAUUUAUUGUAGUGUAGAAGAAUAUUCUUAGAUUUUCUAGAAAAAAAUCUUCAAAAAAAAUAAAAAAAUUAGAACGCUUUUGCGUAUUACU
This is a messenger RNA of Bombyx mandarina (wild silkworm), 3705 nucleotides long. RefSeq names its product G-protein coupled receptor DopEcR (gene DopEcR). Gene Ontology annotation, biological process: cellular response to hormone stimulus; G protein-coupled receptor signaling pathway. The record is from RefSeq and is a predicted model, not a curated record. NCBI's taxonomy places the organism in Eukaryota, Metazoa, Arthropoda, Insecta, Lepidoptera, Bombycidae. Gene Ontology annotation, molecular function: peptide binding; G protein-coupled receptor activity. Gene Ontology annotation, cellular component: plasma membrane.